AUGAAUAAUACCAUUGAUUUUACCUUACCUGCUCAAAUUAUUAUUACAAUUGAAGGAAUAUUUGGCACAAUAUUCAAUAUUGUAGCUAUCACUGUUGUGUUCACUUCACAAUUCGGUUCAAAAUUUACUACAUUUGUAUUUAGAGCACAACCAAUAUUUGAUUUAAGUGCAUGUUUCGUAACAACAAUCUAUUAUAUCAUUCAAUUUACUAAAGAUUAUGAUAAACCUACAGGAUUAUAUAUUAUUGAUAUAAUUUUAUGCCAUUUUUGGUUUCAGAAUUCACUAUUCUGGUUGCCAUGUAUCUUAAGUGUGCAAAAUCUAGUUUGUAUAUCAUUGGACCGAGUGAGUUCUGUCAUAUUUCUUAGAUCGCUUAA
Schistosoma mattheei is the source of this 374-nucleotide messenger RNA. NCBI's taxonomy places the organism in Eukaryota, Metazoa, Platyhelminthes, Trematoda, Strigeidida, Schistosomatidae. The record is from the annotation of a GenBank genome assembly.